Messenger RNA from Varanus komodoensis (Komodo dragon), 4643 nucleotides. RefSeq names its product phosphoinositide-3-kinase regulatory subunit 6 (gene PIK3R6). Gene Ontology annotation, cellular component: phosphatidylinositol 3-kinase complex, class IB. Bases 539 to 2854 code for a protein of 771 amino acids. Lineage: Eukaryota; Metazoa; Chordata; Lepidosauria; Squamata; Varanidae. Gene Ontology annotation, molecular function: 1-phosphatidylinositol-3-kinase regulator activity. The transcript is spliced from 18 exons. The record is from RefSeq and is a predicted model, not a curated record. Gene Ontology annotation, biological process: G protein-coupled receptor signaling pathway; positive regulation of MAP kinase activity.
GGAAGCUUUUCACAGCAAUACUGGUGGCAAAAUGAAACUAAACUGUCACCCCAAUAAAGAAAACUUAGACACGAUUAGGCUUUGGACUAUUGGAAUGAACCUACAUUGCCAGGGUCCUGUAUCCCACCCGCAGGAAGAAGGAUUUCAUACCAGUCAUAUCCUGAUUCUUCCUUUAUCAAGAAUGUGUGGAUAUUUUCCAGAGGAGUAAAAUGAUUCAAGUUGUACCAUCUGCUAGUAAAUUUAUCACUCUGUUUAGACACUCUUACACAGGGGGUUAAUAUCAGAGGUGGUGUUGCUAUAGUGAAAACAGCCUGUAUACUUGGUGCUGUUCUAUUUCCACUGGAAGUCUGAGUGAGAAGGAACUCUUUGGUGCACGACUAUUUUCUGCUGCUUGUAUUUUAUGUACUGCCUGGACAUGUACCUGAUCCAACAGGAGUUGACAACACUAGUGGCAUAGCAUUGUAGGUAUCCUUUGGUUGAUGCAGUUAUAUAUAUUUGAGCCAAAAAGUCAGGUUGGUAAGUUAGCAAGAAUGGGGAGAUGCUGAAUCACCCUAGUUUCACACAUUGUGUUUCUCUCCUGCUUCAAGCGGUUGAGUCAGACAUUCUCCGGAGUGUGCACGCCCUUCUCCGAGAGCUCGAUGGCCACCAUCCAGCCUUCCAGAGUGAGAGAGGGAUGCUGCGAUGGACUUUGCACAAGAAAAUUGACAGGAAUCCCAGUAAUGGUGCCGUCCUGAUCAAAAUCUUGGUGAAGGAACUGGAAAAGGCAGAAAGAUGCAACUAUCAUCAAUACAUCAUCCCCUUGCUUCACACGCUGAUGUACACACUGAUAAAGGCACCCUGCAUCCCUGAUGAGCUGUACGAGAGGGUGUAUGAUUUCUGCAAGAAGUUACUCACGCUGCCCAAACCUUACUGCACCAUUGGCCUGGAUUACGCUCGGCAGCUAAAACUGGAACGCACAAUUCCAGGUGUAUUGUACCAAAGAAUGGUCUCUGCGGAGCAAAGUCUUAAGAACGACUCCUUCCCUUACCAGGAAAAGGUUUUCAUGUUUGCUGCUCCAGAUUUGCUCUCAGAGGCUGUAUGCCGGGCACUCAUUGAUGAAAUCAGGGCUGCACAGAUGUUCCAGAGUACCAAGUCAUGCAUGUUGUAUGUGAUAGAACAUGCCUUCCAAGCUGUGUUGAAGGAACGCUGUGAUGUUAGGAGCUUGCGCAGCCUUCUUCAGGCUAAGCCAUUAGAUGUGACUGAGCACUAUUUUCAGCAAGUGAUGGCAGCCACUGAGCAUACAGGAAGAGAAAUGAGCGCAGAGUGCAGUCGAUAUGUGGAAGAACUGGGAAAAAUCUACAGUACUUUGCUGAGUGCUUCAGAGGCAGGUGUAGAGACGACUGCAGUAGAAGGCAGUCCUGGCAUCCCUCUACCCAACCCUAACAUCAGCUUCCACCUGUGGCGAGAUGAAGACCAGCUCUGGAGGGAAUUGGUGCUGUUCCUUCGCUCACCGAGCCAGUCCUGCGAACAGGAUUCUCUGAGUCCAGAACUGGAUAGCUUUGAAUUUCAAGACAUGAUGCCAGACUAUGACUGCUAUGAGCACACACGUUUCUCGGUGCUCUCCACGGACAGUGGAAUUGAGCGGGACCUGCCCACUCCAGGGGAUGAAAUUCCAGCUUCUUGCAGCGCUGAGGCUGAGCACUCCCGGCUCCAGAGGAAGGGCUGUGUGAAGAAGAGGGGCUCUUCACUGGAUAGCAUUGCCUUCCUGCAGAGUGGCUGCAAUGGGCAGGGGACAAAGCCUUCUGGGAAGCUGCACCGGAAAUCGGGUGGUAGCACCAUGGAACCAAUGGCACCCAUGAAAAGAUGGCACACGGCUCGAGUCUUGGUGCUGGGCGAUGACAGAGUUUUGGGUCGCCUCGCCCAGGCCUAUUACUCCAUGAGGAAGCGGGAGAGCCGGCGUGUGUUCCUUACACGAAGGCUAAAAGUCCAGUUCUACUAUGUGCCUGUCCUGGAGGAACACUCCACCUCUUCACCAGCUGAGGAGAGUGCUCUGCCUGACCAGACAGAGCCUUGUGAGUUGGCUGCUUAUCUUGGAAGAGCGGAUCCAUGGUACGAGAGCAACAUUAACACCCUCUGUCACAUGAUCCCGAAGCUGGCCACCAUGCCCUCUUCUACAAGCAAGCCUGCCAUUUCCGAUCUGUUCAUCAUUGAUGCGAUUGCAUACUACGUGCGCUUGGGCUUGCAGCCAGUCUUCUUCCAAGUAUAUGCAGUGAAGUUUCUCUUCAGGAAUGCAGCUUUGGAGCCUGUUGAAGAUAUUUUCCUCACGGAACUGAAUGCAACUCUUGAGGAGUUCAUCCCCUCUGGAGAAUGUCUACCAGCAAAAAAGAAGCCAGCAGUAGAAGCUCUCGGUGCAGAACUUUCACUCAUAUACAAAAAGGUUUUGCUGAGUAACCGAGAGAAAGAUGAGGCAGUUUCUUUGAGAUCCACAGGCCUGGUUAUGAAAGCGAUUCCCUCAAAUGAAACUGAAGAUCUGGUGCGGUUGAGUGUGAACAUCGCUGAAGUCGUAAAAACCUCCAACCUCUCAGGACGAUCAUAUUCUUUAGUGACAAACACUAUUAGAACACGCAACAUCAAAAUUAAAAGUACAGAACAAAGGUCCUUUACAGUGUGUGUGGACAAGGAUUCCAGACGAGUCUACAAGAAUGUGAUCAGUAUUGAAGUUUUUCCAUGUCUAGAACCUAGCUACUGCUUGCAAAAGAUGAGAGCCAGUAAGGACUGCCUGCAGGAAGAGAAGGAGGAAGACAUAGGACUGGCCAAGUACUUACCCAAGUCUUUAUUGCUACCCAUCAACACCUUUGCAGGCAUUAUCCAGUGAAAAGGAAAGGACUUACAUGUAUUACAUGUUUUUCUGGAUUUCAUUAGGGGACAUUCCAGUGAUGGGGGCCCAAUAUGAAGGGCUCCAAGCAAAAGGGAAAAGCAAAAGAAUACUGCCAGAAAAUCACUCAACACGCAAGAAGUAAAGUUCUCCUCAGUACAGAAGCAUAGUGUGGUUCUGUAAUAGCAGCAGGUGACCCAGGAAGCCAAUGCAAGAGGAAACAGUAAAAACGACAUUUUAGGCUUCUCUGUUAUGCUUUUGUAAGUGGAGUGUUUUCUGUUUUUAUCCAGCAAAGAGAGAAGUGUUCGUUUUCACAUUUGCACAGCACAUGAAAUGAUAAUGAAUGCUAAAUAAUUUCUCAUUAAAAUUAUUUAAUGUCCUCAGGAAUUCUAGUCAAGAUCACAGUUGUGAUGACUCAGGUGCUGGCCAAAUGUAUUAAUCUUUAAACAUAUUAAAGGUGCAGUUAUGCUGUAUAGCUCUCACAGGCAGGUAAGCAGCUGUCCAGAAAUUAAGGAGUUAAGAGUUAAUGAUGCAGCAUCCAGUAGUUCUUUUGUUAGAAAAUUAUUGGGUGCGUGCCAUACAAAUAGGUGCACAAAUUCCUAUCAUGUGACAAAGUUAAGGAAAUGGAAAACUAUUUGUAGCUUUAGAACACUGCUUGAACAGGAACAGGCAUGGUGAUAACAGGCUGUGUGAAAUAGCACCAAAUGACAAAUAUCAUACAUAGAACAAACUAUUCCAUGGACACAGGUCAGGCAUGUUUCCAUGAAAUCUCAGCACUGAUGAAGUUCCAGGGUGCUUUGUCCAUGAAGUCAACCAUGCAGUGCAGACAGCAUGGAGGAAAGAACUAGUGGCACUCCUGCACAGGAGCAGAAAGGCCUGUGGGGUCUGCCUGUGAUGCACUCAGGACUAAAGACAUGCCUGCCACUCCUGUGUCUUUUAUUUAUUGACGUAAUGUAUUUCGUCUUUGGCUUAUAAUCAAAUUAAAGCAACAAACAGCAUAAACAAUAAAAUGAAGACAGGGAGCUAGAACUGGAGCCAGAUGUUAAAACUUGUAAUAGGAGGAGGAAAUUAAAAAACUAAUUGCUUUCCAAAGGUAUCAUGGAACAUUUUGCUGCUAGUCUGCUCUUCUUCUGCACCCUGCUCUUCUAAUGUUUCACACAACCAGCUCCCUAAUUGGACCUGAGGAUUUAGCCAAUGCUGCACCGGGAAAAAAAAAUACAUUCCUCACCUUUCAUGGAUAGUGCACACAAUCAGCACACAGUGGGAAAUUUUGUGCAGCACUGUAUUCAGAUAUUUGUACAGAAAAGCUUUGCCUUUCUGCCUCUAUUGUUAGAACAUAAGGUAACUGAUGCACAGGACUAUAAUGCUCAGUUCAAGGGCAGAAAGUAUGAAGACUAGAGAUAAGCUGAAAUAUGGAAAGAAGGAAAAAUGUUACAGGAUUUGGGGGGUGGGAAACAUUAAAAUGUAGGUCAAGCAAUACCUGAUGAGCCACAGAUAGAAUGACACUGAUCCUCCCAUGGGGUAUAGUGGAAAACAGUGCCUUAAAAAGAGAGAGAUAACAGCUGGUCUGAAGUCCUACGUAAGCUUUUAAUUAAUUCUCUAAGCACAAUGGUGCAGCAAUAUGUUUACAAGGAGUUUAUGACUGAUUUCUUCGAAUUGUAUUGGUUAUAUCCGUAUUAAAUAUAUAUGUACAUUAUGUAAAUGAAUCAUAAAUUAUUUGUAUAGAUCUAAUACAUGCUAUAUAUUGGAAAGUAGAAUUCUUUAAUUUCAUUAAAUAACUUUAAAAGAA